GAGGGUCCUCCGAUUGUCUAACCUGAAAGUCGAACUAACACACGUCGGUCUUUCUUUCGCAGUUGUAGCAUUACACGUCAUCGCAAAUAUUUUAGUCCUUCCAGAUUUUGUUGGUGAUUUGCUAUGUCUAACGUAAACUGGAAACCUUUCGUUUUCGGAGGGCUAGCUUCAGUGACUGCGGAAUGUGGUACAUUCCCCAUCGACCUGACUAAAACAAGGCUUCAAGUGCAAGGUCAAGUAGGCGACAGUAAAUAUAAAGAGAUCCGCUAUCGUGGAAUGCUACAUGCUUUUGGAAGAAUAUGCAGAGAAGAGGGUCUCCGAGCAUUGUAUUCCGGUAUCGCUCCUGCAAUGUUGCGACAAGCAUCUUACGGCACCAUUAAGAUUGGCACGUAUCAGAGUUUUAAACGUUUGCUUGCGGACAGUCCGGAGGACGAAACUCUGCUAACCAAUGUACUCUGUGGAGUGCUCUCUGGGGUUAUCUCUUCCUCAAUUGCCAACCCAACCGAUGUCCUGAAGAUACGAAUGCAGGCUCAAGGAAGCCUUAUCCAGGGGAGCAUGAUGGGAAACUUUCUCAAUAUUUAUCAAGAGGAGGGAACAAGGGGCCUUUGGAAGGGGGUGUCCCUAACCGCCCAGAGGGCAGCCAUCGUAGUUGGUGUGGAGCUUCCAGUUUAUGAUCUCACAAAGCGACAUCUGAUCCUCUCCGGAUACAUGAGUGACAAUAUAUACACACACUUUCUGUCCAGUUUUGUAUGUGGCCUUGCCGGGGCUCUGGCAUCCAACCCCAUAGAUGUGGUGCGUACCCGCAUGAUGAACCAGAAGGCCUUGCUGGAUGGCACAUGUGGAGGAUAUAAGGGAACUCUGGACUGCCUGUUACAGACUUGGCGAUCUGAGGGUUUCCUUGCUCUCUACAAAGGUUUCUUCCCCAACUGGCUCCGACUUGGCCCGUGGAAUAUCAUUUUCUUCAUAACAUAUGAACAGCUGAAGAAACUGGAGGUCUAAAAGUGCUCAAAGACCAGAGAGCAAUUAAGACGUCACAAGCUGCCUGAUGAUGGGGAUUGCAAGAAUGGAAUUAGUCGAAGGAAGAAAAAAAAAAGAGAGAAAAGAAUGAGACCAUUGCCAGUUCAGGCCCGGUGCUACGCUACUUAGCUUUGCUGCACCGAGUUUGAUUUUGUUUGGUCCAAAGUCUGUGACGUGACCUGAGGGAAUGAGGCAUGUGGAAUCUGCAUGGCCAGAAACAAGAGAAACGCUCGGAUCAGGUCAUGCUGAUCAUAGUCCCUUGAGAUGGAUCCUUUGGGUCUGUUUGUUUAUUGACUUGUACAAAGGGGAAAUAUUCACAGUUGCCAAAGUAAUUGUGACCCACUGAAAAUGAUCAAAGAAAUUCCCCCCCUCCCCCUCCAAAAGAUUUUUAAUCACCUUAAUAUAUUAAGACCUCUGAAUGUAAUUCUUGCCCCACGGAUUCGACCCUUUAAUUUCCCAAAAAGAUGGUAAAUGCUGUUUUGUCUAAGCGAUCCUGUCUAUCUCACUGACUUAAAUGUGAGCUCUAUAUGGCCAGUGUUUGCUGUAUAUGGCCAUUGUCUGCUUUAUUCUAGUUAUAUUUAGUUUUGGUAUUCUGUUUCUUCUUUACUGUCUGACGUGUAUGACUUGCUCAGCUGGGCUGUCCCCUUAUGUAAACGUGCAUGUACUGUUAUAGAGGGAGUGCCUAACUUUGGCAUCCUCUGUUCGUAUUGUCUUGAAAGGGAGCCAGAGGAAAAUCCACACCGUGCUGCGUUUUUUUUUUUCCUCUCGUUUCCGUUAAUGGUACGAUAAACGGGGGCACAGAGAGAACGGUCCGCGUCGUCGCGGAAAGAAAUCUGCUCGCUUGACGCGGCGAUCGAGAUCAAACGGAUCAAUACGGAUCUUAACCGUCCCUUAGCUGGACCGGCUUUGCCUUUAAGCACAUGUCACUUUCUAACGCCAAAUAAAUGUCAUUCAUGCUCAGGUGACAUUCAAUGUCCUCGAUAACUUUUUUUUUUUUUUUUUUCUAACGUAUAUGUUCAGAGAGAACAACCCGUACUGUGAUCCUUAGACCGAUCGCCGCAAGUUCUCUAUUUUAGGCGUAGACAUAUGAGCGGUGUAGUACGUCAAGGGCAGACCAGUACUAGAUACCAGAUCACUCUGUGGUACCGGGGUCCACAAAUGUCAGAAUAAGCCUUUGGACAUCGUGUACAGAUUUCUGUCUCUCUCUACUAUCUAUUUAUAUUUGACUCCUGUGUUUCCUGCCCCGUCAGACAUGAGCACUUUUUGUACAUUUGUAGACUGUUAUCAUUCUUACUGUCAUUUGACCAAAUUUUACACCUGUAUCAUAGAAUGUAUGGAUGACAGAACAUGUCAGUAGCAGAUCUGUUCAAACGACGCUGUUUUUGUUGUAUUUUCUGUACUGAUUGCGUCAAGUGAUAUUUUGCACAUACAUAAAAACAUUAUAUACUG
Messenger RNA from Chanos chanos (milkfish), 2466 nucleotides. RefSeq names its product kidney mitochondrial carrier protein 1. Gene Ontology annotation, biological process: transmembrane transport. Lineage: Eukaryota; Metazoa; Chordata; Actinopteri; Gonorynchiformes; Chanidae. The transcript has 9 exons. Bases 124 to 999 code for a protein of 291 amino acids. The record is from RefSeq and is a predicted model, not a curated record.